UCAGACUGACGGAGCUACUCACUGUUGCAUCAACGCCGUCUGCUAUCACCAGCCGUUAGGUUAACUAGGCCAAGGACAUCUGUGAUCUGUUGACGUUGUGUGAGCAGCUGAGGAAUCUCAGUAUGUCCAGGUCCUCACGUCACUUCCUGUUGUCACCUUUCCAAAAUGAGAAGCUGGAGUACUACUUCCGGUUUUUAGCUCCAGACGAAGAUGGCAACUUGGAAAAGAACAGCAUCGCCAGGCUGAUGGAUAGAAUUCUUGACUUCACUGGCUGGGAUGAGCAGAGCCCCAUGGCCCACGAAUGUCGAGAGGUUCACGAGGCGUUCUUUGAGCUGCUCUUUGAGAAGGCGCGGGAGACUGAAGGAUCCGCUGUCGGCAAAGUGACGCUGGAGAACUGGCUGUCCAUGUGGUCAGGUAUUCUGCCGGGAGUGAUGUCAAUGCACAACUUGCCAGUGUGGCUCAGACUGAUGCCUCAGCUUCUGUUCAAGAUAGUCGAUAGGAGACGUCAAAAUUAUUUAACAGCGAACGACCUUGAGAUUUUCUAUAAGGAAAUGGUUCACCUUGACCCUGAUCAAGCGCACGAGACGGCAUUGGAAGCUUACGAUCACAUGACAGACAACGGCAGGUACCCUCUGGACCUUAACAGCUACGAACAACUUUUCGCCAAUUUCCUCAUCGGGAGGACGCCCUACGGACCUGGGCGUUAUAUUUUUGGCUGCUUCGAGCACGACGUUCAACCAUUCCAGCUUAUCGCCCCUGCCCCGGAACCUGACGAUAACGUGAUUGAGGUGAAAAAGGUCACGGCCGGCAGACGACCGUCAAGACAACUCAGUCUCGGCCAUUCUUAAGAUUUGUCUGCAAUUUAAAAAAAAUUAAAACAUCCUGUUAAUGCAGUUAUCUUUUUUUUUUUAAAUAUUCCAAUAAAAUAUGAAAAUGUCUUAAAGAUGAAAAGUUUCCUUGGUCCGCUACAGGUUUUUAUCCAGGCAUAUAUGGGGAGGGUGGAGGGGG
Messenger RNA from Physella acuta, 1008 nucleotides. RefSeq names its product sarcoplasmic calcium-binding proteins II, V, VI, and VII. NCBI's taxonomy places the organism in Eukaryota, Metazoa, Mollusca, Gastropoda, Physidae. The record is from RefSeq and is a predicted model, not a curated record.